AUCCCAGUUGCCGGCAGUGUCCUAAGGACCAAAGGAAAUGACCAAGGCUCAGAAAUCCAGAAAGUUGGUGAUCAUAAUCUCGAACACUUGCAACAUGAAAGCCACAUGGACAGAACGGAGCAGUGCUAUAAAUGUGGGACAACCUUCAUCGAGGAUUCUGUGCUCUAUGAGCAUCAGAUCAUUCAUAUACUAGAUAAAACUUAUGAAUGCAGUCAGUGUGCGAAAAAUUGGAUAAAAUAUUCAAACUCAAUGAAUAUUAUCAAAAAGCUCAUAAAGGACAAAAACUAUAUAAAUGCAUGGAAUGUGGGAAAGCUUAUCACAGUGAAUCAUAGCUCAAGGAACAUCAGAAAACUCAUGUGGCAAGGACACCCUGUGUGUGCAGUGAAUGCGGUAAAGGCUUCAACCAGAACAGUGAUCUCACUGCUCAUCAGCGAAUUCAUACUGGGGAGAAACCUCAUGUAUGUACUGAAUGUGAAAGAGCCUUUACCAGGAAGAAGUACCUCACUAUUCAUCAGAAAAUUCAUACUGGGGAGAAACCCCAUGUAUGUGGUGAUUGUGGCAAAGCUUUCAUUCGGAAAGCACAUCUCAAAAGUCAUCUACGAACUCAUACAGGAGAAAAACCCUAUGUAUGUGGUGAGUGUGGUAAAGCUUUCAGCAAGAAGCAACACCUUAUAGCACAUCAGAGAUUUCAUACAGGAGAGAAACCCCAUGUAUGUGGUGAAUGUGGAAAGGCCUAUAUAACGAAGACUGCUCUUACAGUUCACCAGCGAACUCAUACUGGAGAGAAACCCCAUGUAUGUGGAGAAUGUGGAAAAGCUUUUUUCUGGAUGUACCUCAAGAAGAAGUACCUGAAGAAGUACCUCACUUAUCAUCAGCAAAUACAUACUGGAGAGAAACCCCAUGUAUGUGGUGAAUGUGGAAAAGCCUUCAUUCAGAAAGCACCUCUCAAAAGUCAUCUACGAACUCAUACAGGAGGAAAACCCUAUGUAUGUGGUGAGUGUGGUAAAUCUUUCAGCCAAAAGCAAUGGCUUAUAGUUCAUCAGAGAUUUCACACCAGAUAUAAACCCCAUGUAUGUGGUGAAUGUGGAAAAGCCUAUAUCUGGAAGUGUGAGCUCACUGUUCAUAUGCGAACUCAUAAUGGAGAGAAACCCUAUGUAUGUAGUGAAUGUGGGAAAGCUUUUAUCAGGAAGAAGAACCUCACUGUUCAUCAGCGAACUCAUACUGGAGAGAAACCCCAUGUAUGUGGUGAAUGUGGAAAAGCCUUUAUGAAGAAGACUGCUCUCACUGAUCAUCAGCGAACUCAUACUGGAGAGAAACCCCAUGUAUGUGGUGAAUGUGGAAAAGCCUUUAUGAAGAAGACUGCUCUCACUGAUCAUCAGCGAACUCAUACUGGAGAGAAACCCCAUGUAUGUGGUGAAUGUGGAAAAGCUUUUACCAGGAAGAAGAACCUCACUGAGCAUCAGCGAACUCAUACUGGAGAGAAACCACAUGUAUGUGGUGAAUGUGGCAAAGGCUUCAUAAAGAAAGAAAAUCUCAAAAUUCAUCUACGAAUUAAUACUGGAGAAAAACCUUAUAUAUGUGGUGUAGGAGGUAAAGUUUUAUCCUGAAGAAUUUCUUUAUAGCACAUCAGAGAUUUCACUUAGUAAAGCAGUUCUUUCCAUGAAUUAAAUGUGGAAAAUCUUAUUUGUAGAAGUCAAGUCUCAUUAAACACGAGAAAAUUCCCAGCGAGAAGAGUUUUCAUUAGGGUUAGUGUAACAAAGGUUUCAAAACAAAGGAAGAGAUGCUAGAGUUUGGCCUGGACCAAGUGUGGG
Echinops telfairi (small Madagascar hedgehog) is the source of this 1811-nucleotide messenger RNA. Its product is annotated as zinc finger protein 84-like. Gene Ontology annotation, biological process: regulation of transcription by RNA polymerase II. The record is from RefSeq and is a predicted model, not a curated record. NCBI's taxonomy places the organism in Eukaryota, Metazoa, Chordata, Mammalia, Afrosoricida, Tenrecidae. Gene Ontology annotation, molecular function: RNA polymerase II cis-regulatory region sequence-specific DNA binding; DNA-binding transcription factor activity.